Molecule: messenger RNA, 1495 nt
Organism: Bursaphelenchus okinawaensis
Lineage: Eukaryota; Metazoa; Nematoda; Chromadorea; Rhabditida; Aphelenchoididae
Source: the annotation of a GenBank genome assembly
AUGGCCGACGCGCGAAAACCCUCAAAAGAAGAGCCGAAGAAAGAUAAACAGCCAAAGCUAGGAUUCUGCAAGAAGGUAACCAGCUCGUUGUUAGAAGACAAAGACCUCACGGCCACGAUAACCAAGACUGAGAAACGUGCCAUUUUGGUUUCGAGUGCGCUGAUUGUGCUUCGAAUUGACGAAAAGUCGAAUAUGGCCAAUGUUAUUGAAAUCGGAGAUUACAUAACGCAAGUCAACGGGGUUAGGAUCACAUCGAAAGAGCAUUUUUACAAGGAAAUCAAGGGAGUGCUGGCUAAAGGAAGUCCGGAGGUAAGGAUUCAUGAUAUUUCAAUUUGAAAAAUUAAAUUUUUUAAACUUUUUUUUCAAAAAAUUAUUGUUUUUACCACUAAUUUUAUAACCUUCACAGUUUAGUUUUAAAAAUCGGGUUGUCACCAAUAUGUUAUAAUAGAUAUUUUACUUCCAGACCAUCACAUUUCACAUACGACGCCCGAAGUGGAUGAUAAAGACAACAAGUCACGGCUUUGAGCAAGUUGCGGAAGGUUAUGACUACUAUACAAGUCUGAUGGUGUUGUUACCUGGCCAUGUCAUUGGAAUGAACAUAAGGGCAUAUCAAAACAGAGUGAGCUUUAACAUAAAUUUAAGGAUUUUUGGUUUAUUUUUGGCAUUAAAAAAUCGAAAAAUUUAUUUUUUGCGGCCUCAUGUAUUUGAAUCCUAAUUUUUGUAGGUAUACGUAUCAAGUGUUCAACCCCGUUCCCUAGCCGCCAGAAGCAUUCGUAUUGGUGAUUGUAUCGCAGGCGUUGAUCAAACCCCGUGUUUAUCAGUGAAGGACUGUCUCAACAUGAUGGAUUUCAUAAUGAAGAAAGACAAAGCAGUCACGUUACACUUGGAACGACCUGUAUCUCCAGAAGCCGUAGAAGUCGUGAAAGCAGCUUUGAGAGCAAGGAAGAACAAUAUGGCAGACCACCUACUGGCUCCAGAUGCCUGUGAGAUUGGGCGGCAACAAGCUGAGAAGAUUAGAGCUGGCAACCUUCCCAAGCCCAAAUUGAUUAUGAAGAAGCCAAACAAAAAGCCUGCGGCUGGAGAUUCUGUUAAGAGGUAGAUACUAUAGUAUACUAUGAUAUAGUACUAUCCAAUUUUUUCCGUUCUUAAGGUUGUAAAAUGAGCAUCUGCAGACUUUAAGAUGACUAUUUAUUUAGAUUUCUUCCUCUUACUAUAAAAUCAAAAAGUCUUGUCGCUGGUACCGUGCAAAACUAUAAAAAUUGGCGACAAAACUUUUUUCAACCUUAAUAUAAGCACGAGUAAGCCUAAUAACCAAGACUUCGAUUUCAGACAUGUCAAAGUAGAAGAAACGGCAUCACAAAUCAAAAUCGACAGUGAUCCAUUCAACCCCAUCUUUCUCGCUAGUCUACCACAAAACAGAGGAGAACCAUCACAGCCGGCUAAAUCAGGAAGAUCAGGAGACGUCGGCGGAAUUGGAAACUUUGAUAAGCAAUAA